UCCUCACUCUCCCGCGGUCCCGCCGUCGUCAGCUAAUUGCGGAGAAGGACUCUCUGAAGCCGCCACGUCUCAGUGAUCCGACUACGACACCUUUCUUCACUCUUCUUCUUGCGUCUUCUCUGCUUUUAGGGUCUCUCUGUUAUUUAAUUUUAAUCGAUUGAGAUCGCUUUUAGCUCUCUAUCUUUGAAUUUUCCGGGAAAAAAAAAUGGGAGAAGAAGCUCGAGCUUUAGAUAUGGAGGAGACGAGUGAAGAGAACACGACGAGAAGAAACCAUGUCGUUCAUGACUUGAUGGUAGAAUUAUACCCGCUUAGCAGCUACUACUUCAGUUCAAGAGACGCUCUUCGCGUCAAGGACGAGAUUAUCUCUGAUCGAGUCAUCAGAUUGAAAUCCAAUUAUGCUGCUCAUGGAUUGAGGACUUGCGUUGAAGCUGUUCUUCUGGUUGAGUUACUCAAGCAUCCUCAUGUUUUGCUUCUUCAAUAUAGAAACUCUAUUUUCAAGCUUCCUGGUGGUCGUUUAAGACCUGGAGAAUCAGAUAUUGAAGGUGUAAAACGGAAACUAGCAUCAAAGCUAUCGGUUAACGAAAAUGUCGUUGUUCCAGGUUUAGAGGUAGGGGAAUGUAUUGGGAUGUGGUGGAGACCCAACUUUGAGACGUUGAUGUAUCCUUUCUUGCCACCUAAUGUGAAACACCCAAAGGAAUGCACAAAGCUUUUUCUUGUGAGAUUACCAGUAAAUCAACAGUUUGUCGUGCCUAAGAACUUCAAACUCCUCGCUGUUCCAUUGUGUCAACUCCAUGAAAAUGAAAAGACUUAUGGGCCGAUCAUAUCGCAAAUUCCCAAGCUUCUUUCGAAAUUCUCCUUUAACAUGAUGGAGAUAUGAACGAACCUCAUAAGCAUUGCCUCUAGUAGCUCUUGCCCGCAAUUUGUGAUAGGAUUAUAUGUUCGGGGAAAUCGUUUGUGGAGCCUCUGUGAGUCUGUGACUAUGUAAAUGUAUAUAGGGCUUACAAUAUAUAGACAAUGUUGAAGAAUAGCAUGUUCUUGUUGGUUAUAGAGACUAGACAUGAAGUAUGAAUGAAUGAUAGUGGUGUUAAUUGAUAGAUAGAUUAUACUUAAUCCGAAAUGAGUUUUCUUUGUGUGAUUAUUUUGAUGUGUAAAAAAAAUAUAUGUAUGUAUGCUUGUUUGUGUUUUUCUUGUUGAAGAAAACCUUGUAAUCUUCAAACAUGAAACCCGAGAAACAUAAGUACUGUUUGUCACUUUGUUGUAUUUGAUCAAACAAACUUUGAGA
Arabidopsis lyrata subsp. lyrata is the source of this 1282-nucleotide messenger RNA. Its product is annotated as pre-mRNA cleavage factor Im 25 kDa subunit 1. The record is from RefSeq and is a predicted model, not a curated record. Bases 206 to 877 code for a protein of 223 amino acids. Gene Ontology annotation, cellular component: mRNA cleavage factor complex. Lineage: Eukaryota; Viridiplantae; Streptophyta; Magnoliopsida; Brassicales; Brassicaceae. Gene Ontology annotation, molecular function: mRNA binding. The transcript has 7 exons.